AUGGCCGUCCCUAUCCACCAACCCGCCCUCCCCUCCAAAACCCACUUCCUCGCCCACAUGCUCCAGCCCUCUCUCCUCACUGAUCCCUUCCGCGGCCCCAACUGCCCCAUCUGCCACGAAGAAUACACCGCCGAUAUUCCGAAUAUCGCACCCGACGAACCCCCUGAGCAAGCACCAAGACCCAGGCCCCACAACGCCGUCCGCAUCCUGCCCUGCAACCACAUCUUCGGCGAGCCCUGCCUGCGGCGGUGGCUCGACAGCGAGGCGAGGCCGAAUCGGUGCAUGUUCUGCCGCGUUGAGCUGUUUGAGCCUGAGAGGGAGGUGGAAGAGGGACUGGCUGUGGAGCCGGUGGGGGAGGCCGGGGAGAGACAGGCUAGGGCUGACCCGGCAGUCCAAUUACAUGAACUGCGACGCCAGAUGGACAUACUGAGGGAUAUAGGAAACGCCGAGCAGCCAGUCGAUCGAGAGCGAGAGGCUCGAGCACCCGAUGGGCCACCACGGCCGCGGGGGCCGCCGUGGACCAUACGCCAGCUGGUGGAUCACCUACAAGGGAUGCGAGACUUGGUGGACGUGGAUGAGGACCGGCGGCUCGUCGAGCAGGCGCUUGAGCGGCAGCGGGAGGCGUUGGGGCAGCCGCCGCUGGGGUUUGGUGAGCAGCUGGAGCAGCGGGGAGAGAUUAGGGAGAUCCUGCGUGAGCGAUUGGGGGAGCGGAGAGAGAUUGGGAGGGUUGUGCCGGGACUCGACCGUGAGGGAGGGGGUUUGCAGGUCGAGCAGCGGCAGGAUCGCGCCAAUGAGGGGCUGCAGGGGCGCAUACGCGGACUGCUGGAUCAACUGAUGGAGCUGCGAGAGGCGAUGGAUGGGGAAGAGGAGAGGCUGAUGAUAGAGCAUGGGCUUGCUAGGCUGAGGGGGCGACAGCGACAGGAGGUGAGAGACUUAAGGGACGCGGAAGCGAAUAGGCAGCGCUUAGAACAGGAUCUUGAUCGGGAGCGGCAGGUUCUAGGACAGCAGCAACAGCAAUUGGAUCAUGCCAAUGAGCGGUUGGCGGAGUUGAGAGAGAUUAGAGAGAUUAUACAGGGGCUAAGGCGGAUGCAGGAGGGUAUGGUGGCGCCGGAUUCGCAGGGUUGGGACCAGACGCGGCUGAGGAUGUAUGAGACUCUGUUUGCUUUGUGGGUGGCGGCUAUGUCCUUGAUUGUGGCGCUGGGUUUGGAAAAUGUGGUGAUGUGGGUAGAUGUAGCUUUGAGGGAUUGGGGAAUGUGGCUCAUAGCUGUUGCGAGUGCCUUGGAUCUUCAAAUAUCUAAACUUAGAUCGUACUCGGAUCAUGCAAAAAUCCGAUUAGAGGAAGUAGCCAACAGUCCAAGGGACAAAGCUAACUUGGCUACGACUCCCGAGCGAAACCUUCUCUCCUCACCGACAAUUUCCAAUCAGCUCAUUUCUGACACCUCGUCUUUUACUUGA
Molecule: messenger RNA, 1455 nt
Organism: Mytilinidion resinicola
Lineage: Eukaryota; Fungi; Ascomycota; Dothideomycetes; Mytilinidiales; Mytilinidiaceae
Exons: 3
Coding region: 1-1455 (484 amino acids)
Source: RefSeq, a predicted model, not a curated record